AUGUCUUCAAUCGAAACAAAUAAUGGUAAAGGUUUUCCACCAGCAAAACCAUUUCGACGGAGGUUGUCUUUUCGAACUAAGCCAACUCCGGUUCCGGAACCAAUAUCUAUAAAUGGCUUUAAUUCAGUACGAGGGAGCAUAAGGCGCUUUCGUCGUGUUUCUGGAAGUGUUUCAAGUGCGCAAACGUCAUCAAAUUCAACAACAGAUCCUGCAACUAUCAGCCAAUCAACUUCUAAUUCACAAUCACCAACACUUCCAUCCUUUCCUCGCCUCUACAAUAUAACAUCUAUUGCCCGUGAAUUAAGAGAGAUAAAUCUUUCACAGAAGACUGCUGAUUUGACGGCUGCUGUAACGGAAAUGGGUGUUGAAUUAGGUAAAAAAGGUGUAGAACUUGGCAGUAUGGCCAGAGAUGCUGUUGUUGAUCGAUGGAAAAAACGAAAAGAAGAUCCUUCAGCGAAUAGUGGUCUUCUUAAUGCUAAAAGAUUUAUAACCAAGGAAAACAUUUUUGGAGCACCACUUAAAACAGCCGUCACCUUGACACGUGUUGAAAAGGAUAUGAAACAAAUUUACAAAGACCCAUCUAGAUAUUGGGUACCAGCAGUAGUUCUAAGAUGCAUAGAAUUUUUGGAUGUUUACGGUUUAGAAGAAGUUGGCAUUUACCGAAUACCAGGAAGUGUGACGUCAGUGCAACGUAUGCGUAAUAUUUUCAAUUCUGGACUGGAUUUAAAUUUUUUACAAAGUUCUAGGGAAGAUCCACAUGUAGUAGCAACACUCCUAAAGAUGUAUUUGCGCGAGUUGCCGGAAUCUAUACUGACAGAGGAGCUUUUACCGGACUUUAGUGCAUGCAUAGCGAAGCACACUAACUCUGAUCUCAAUGCUAUACCACCAGCAGUUGUACCUGCAUCUGGAUCCCAACAGGUGUCCACUACCUAUUUCACCGCUCCAACUGCGGUUCCCGAAGCACUUCCUCAUGAUCUUGCAACCAUCAUUUCUCGCUUAUCUCCCUAUCAUUUUUAUACAUUGCGUACCCUUUUUUCACAUCUUGCUCGCGUUGAUAGUAAAAAUGACACGAACAAAAUGACUAUUAGCAACCUCGGCCUGAUAUUUUGCCCCAGUUUGGGAAUAGGCUCAAUUCUUUUCAAAGCCUUUAUAUGUCAUUUAGAUAUUGUUUUUGGAAAAGGAUGUAAUAGUGAAGAAACAGAAAUUGAAAAUGAAAAACGAGAACAAGAAGUUAAAGAAAAGCAAGCGCCGCAGGUAUAUCACAGAACUUAUAUUUCCGAAGAUUUCACGAAAAGUUUUGAAGACCUGUUGAUAAUUGAUAGACAUCCUAGUGCAAAUAGUUCGAGUAAUUCAUAUCCAUCGUCGUCGUCAUCAUCCGUAAAAGGUUUACCUGUAAAUAAGGACGAUAUUGACACUCCUAACAAUAAUCAAGACGAUGCUAUGAAAAAUUUUGUUGUAAAUAAUACGACAUUCUCUACAAUUUCACCACUUUCAUCAUCAUCAUCUAUAACAGUGCCAUCUACGCCAUCAUUAAAAGAUGCUAACAAAGAUAUAAAUAGCCAAUUUAAUUAUGACGAAUUUCCUGAACAGCGUAAUCAUUCUUUAGUAAAUAUAGUUGGUGUAGAAAAACCAGGGAGAGCUUUAUCUUCUUUUCGUUUAAGAUCUAGUAGUGUUCCGUUGAAAGUCAUAGAAUUAGAAGAUUUUUCCGAAUCAGAAGAAGAGCAAAACCUUACUGAAGACGAAGGUUCCAAUGAUAUAAGUUCACCAACCCUUAUGUCAUUUGAUUAUUCUGAUCAAUUCGGCACUAAAAAAGGUUUGCUAAAUUUGACAUCAAGAGCAUCAAAUAAUUGGACAUCACUACACAGUGGCAUUAAUGACGGGAAAACCGGCAGAAGGCGCCGACCAAGUUUAGAAGAAACGGAGAAAUGGAAAAAGACACUUUUAACAAAUACGAACACUAAUACACCUCCAAAUAUCACUGAAGUAACUCGCGAAGAGGAUGAGAUUAACGGAAAAAAAAUUCCGAAAACAGGUGUUGAUGUAAAAGCAAUAGUCAGUUUAAUUGACAGUGGCAGUACUGAAUCUUUAAGCUCGUUACAUACUCGUGGAAACGCUAAUUGA
Messenger RNA from Racocetra persica, 2121 nucleotides. Lineage: Eukaryota; Fungi; Glomeromycota; Glomeromycetes; Diversisporales; Gigasporaceae. The record is from the annotation of a GenBank genome assembly.